AAUUUACUGGCAAGUUUCCCACUCACCUCCAUCUUCCGUGCAUGGGACGAUUGGCAAGCUGCAGAAAUGAAAUCGUCAAACUCCCCGUCCUCUCGUCGUCUACUUGAUUUUGUUCCGUCAAUAAGACCAUCGUUUCUUUCUGUUGUAUUAGUUUUCGUUUGCGGAUGUCUCUGGGUGAAGAAUGAAACAACAAACGAACGACUGAUAGCGCUGGAAUCUCGCGUUAACCUUUUCCCCUGCGUUCAGAGUGUCUCGACUGAAAAUACUGACAGGAUAUCUCUUUCACCGACAGAAGCUACAGCAAGAGAUCUUUAUAAGAAGGUUCAGACACAUGUAUCCGAAAGGAUCGGUUAUACACCAGGUAAUAUCUUCACUUCAGAUGUUAGUUAGAUGCAGAUACUUGUUUAGAACUGAGUUUAUCCUCUUUUGAUUUAGGUAUAAUCUUUCAUAGUGUGAGUUUGCCCUUACAUACGGUAUCUUUGGAUACUGCAUAAGAUAAUUGAAUUUUGAACUUCAACUAACACUGUAUAUACCCUUUUGCAACACUCUCGCUCUGUUGUAAUACUGCUUAGAUAUUCACUAAGCCACCUAUACUGGUAAAACAAUAAAGAAAUUUACGGUGUAAAUGAUCGAUGUUGAAUAGUGUCGAACGACUUGCUCACGGUGUAAAUGAUGUUGAAUUCAUAGUUUAAGUGUUGCACGACUUACUCACGUGCAAGAUAUGUGGUCAAUACUCAGGGGGGUACUCCUUUAUAUAAGCCAUAUAAUUAUGUGCCGCCACAAAGGGUGUAGUUCUUGGCUCUUUUUGGUCUGAAGACGGGUAUAAACGUAGGUCAUUUUGGUCUGGAAUCGGGUUUGGUUUUCGAGGAACCUACUGGAGCGUAUGCAUGGCGUAGUUAUCGUUUCAGUUCCACAUGAAUAAGAACGAAAUAGAAAUAUGUGAAUUCGAAAUGCAUUUGAAGAAUUUUUUUGUUUGCGCUCUAAUCUAAGUAAAUGAUGACACAAUUUCCGUCUAAAGGCCAGGUAUGAAAACGGGUAUGGAUUUUAGAGGUCUGCAUGGUCUGAAAACGGGUGUGGACAAUUGGUCUCAAAUAGCACUGUCUGAAUAAAAUUGUUAGGGUGGCGUAAAAUUUGAGAGAUGUGCCUCUAGACUGAGUUCGGUUAAGGAGUCUAGGGCCCGCCAGCGUACUUGAUAAAACCUUUGAUAACUUCGAUAGGGUGGCAAGAUUGAAAGUACGUUUAUUAAACGGUCUCAGUUGAUUUGAAAUGUGUGCGUAGAUCGAAAAUCUAGAAUGUCAGCUUGGCUUUCCCUUAGAAGCAACAAGGGAAGAGGCGUGAGGACAAAUUAAGAAGUUGGUUGCAAUGUGUUAACCUUGUUGUAGAACGCAACCUCUAAACCGUUUAACUUUAUGUUAGAAAUGUCAACCUUAUCAUUCAUUCCGUUGAUUCGUUCGUUUUCUCUCUUAUACAUUUUUUUAAUAUUAAUCACUGGAUACUAUAAAAUUCUUAAUCUUACUUGACUGCAGUCAGCCCGUUGUCAUUAGAGGCAUCAGCAACCAUCCGGUUAAGACAGCGAAGAAACGUUUUGAACAACGCUUCAUCUGGCAUCACCAUACAUGAAGUGAGAAAAGAAAUCAGCAAACAGUUUGAACAACUAAUGCCCACCAAGUACUGUAAGUCAAGUGAGAAAGUAUGUCCUGCAGGACCCCCCGGAUAUCCUGGUCUCACUGGAGCGAGGGGACCACGUGGUAGGAGGGGACCAAAGGGAAAGAAAGGUCCUCAAGUUCCCAUGGGACCUCCUGGAAAAUCCGGAAAAACAGGAAUAACUGGUCCUGCAGGACCGAGAGGAGAAAAGGGAAGCAAUGGGGAGCCUGGGCUAAAAGGCAUGCCGGGACCACCUGGAAGGCCUGGAAAAUCGAUAUCUGCUCCACAAGUGAUGUUGUCGCCAGCAGAGCAGACACGAGAUGAGGGAGGAGACACGGCAUUUUAUUGCACGGUCGCAGGAAAUCCUUCCCCAGUCGUGGAAUGGCAAUUUAUGGGUAGAACGCUUCUGUCAGGUGCAAAGUACUUGAUUAAAGAAGGAGAGUUGAUCGUUAGAAAUCUGAAUUACAGCGAUGCUGGGUCGUACACAUGUGUUGCCAGAAACAUUCUCGGAUCGUCCGAGGCCAUUAGUAACUUGACUGUUAGAGGUAAGCGGAACACUGUACUUUUGUUAUAUCUGGCUGCUUGAUUAUGUAGGUCUGUUUGUGCUCUGUUAUUUAAUCGUGUACUUUUAUCUCGUCCUUCAUUUCAAUUCAUCCAUUUUUCGUAUUUCUUAGCCACUAGUCAAGUUUGAAGUUCAAGGUUUAACCUGAGCCAUGCAAACGUAAAGAUAUUUUAAGAAUUUACGUUUAAGACAAUAACAGAUGACAAUCUUCACCAUGUAGGCGAAGGCACACAACACGAUCCUUCCAUCACUGUUUCAUUUCUUCCAAUUUGGCUUUUUCUUGAUCGUUAAUUAAACUACCUCAAUGUAAUUAAACUACCUCAAUGCAUGACCUUCCUACAUGAUGAAUUCUGAGUUUGUUUCAAGGUGUUUUCUUUAAUUAGUCUUGACCUUCAAUAUCCUACACAACUGUUGCAUCUCUCACCUAUCUUUCUGAAUUAAUACAUUUCUUUUGCUCCCUUUUCGGCUAUGUAGUUAAACAUUGCUUAUGACAAAGUUUAUCAGUAACACUUUUAGCGAAAUGUGGAUUUAAGGGCAUGGAGCUUGAAAGGGUUUCCAGAAAAGAAACGAAUAUUAGCUGUUCAAUUUAUUGUGCAUCCUGUUAAUUUUUCGGCUCUAUUUCAGGUCUUCCAAUCUUCACAAAAGUUCCACCCUCAAUUGCCACACCAGUACAAGGUUCGACGUUUCAAGUAACUUGUCAAGCUGAAGGAUAUCCUAGCCCCGCAAUAAACUGGACUAGAGCAGCAAUGCCUUUACAUGCUGGAAAGACCAGUAUAAACCAAGGCAUAUUUACCAUUAACAACUUGAGUCCUGAUGACAGCGGUUUUUAUGAAUGCGUGGCUACUAAUAUUAUGGGAACAAAGAAGACUAGAAUCAACGUGGCAGUGCAAGUGCGUCGCUUAGGUUUGUAUUGCAGGCACCGCAUAUAUCUAAUUCAGUCAAAGGUUGGUUUGAGAGUUGGUCAUUGGCCCAAUUGGCCCUGAGCAUUUGGGCAUACGAAACUCACUGCAAUGACUUGCUUAUAGUGACCGCCAAAUAAUAUUACAGCUUCCCGAAAGCGUAAUUGCCCAAUGCCCAAAGCAAUCCCCUUGAUUGAACAAGGUAUGAAUAGAUUAAACAUUCAGUUUAAUGCCAGUCGUCUAAUCCAUAAACCAUUGCGACCUUUGUUAAACAUCGAAGAUGCCUUGCAAAGACUGUGUAUCUAGUUAGAGUCCUCUUCACUGUACCUUAAGAGUCAAUGACAGGCCCCCUUCUCUUUUUGAUCUACAUAAUGAUCUUCCAAACUGUUUGAAUGCUGGUUCUCCUUGAAUGUACGCGGACGACACUAACAUUACAUUUUCUGCACCUAUCAUACCUGAUCUCGAAUUACAGAUCAAUACUUAAAUGAAACAUAUUGGUCUCUGGCUUAAAGCUAACAGUGUAAGUCUCAAUGUCGCCAAAACAGAGUCUAUGAUUAUUAGCUCGGGGCAGAAACUACAAUCUUUAAAUGAGUACACAAUAAACAUUUAUGAAGAUGGCGUCCAAGUAAAACCAAACAACUCAUAGCAAAUCUAUUGGACUUACGGACGAUAAUCUCUCUUGGAAGGCCCACCAACAUGACAUUUCAAAAAAAGCCUCUUCAAACAUUGGUGCGCUUAAGCGAGUCGAGCCAUUUGUUUCUAUGCGCACUGAAGUUAUGAUAUGCUAAGGUCUUAUUGAACCAUGCUUUGAUUACUGUAAAGCGGUCUGAGGUGGCUUGUGCUACCGUGGUGCUUACUUAUGGAACAAUCUUCCUGAGGAUGUACGUACGCACAGCAAAUUCUCUAGAUCAGAUGACUUUGAGGGAAAGUUCACUCUCGGUUUGCUGAUCAUGCUCCCACACGGCAAUCAUGUAAAACAGUUUAUAGAACUUAUUCAUUUUUUAUUAUUAUACGAAUAUUUUAACCGUGUAUAAAUAUGUAAAGUUUAUCAUCAUCACCAUCAUCAUCAUCACGAUCACCAUCAUCAUCAUCUUAUUCUUUACUCAUCAAAGGACGAUGGACACUUUUUCGAAAGCCUAGAUACGUAAGAACUAUACCGCUGUAUCGCAUGGUGAUCAGUUCGAAUCCCACUCAUGACUGGCUUUUUUUUAAAACAUUUAAUAUCACAAAAAAAGCAAUGAGAGCUAUAUAUAUAGUCAUUGUGUAUAAGGUGCAUGCUGACAUAAAUUUGCAUUUGAAGACUUAUCUUGUGUGUUAACUGGAGUUUCAUGCUUAAAAUUUCUUAUUAGCAAAUCAAAUACAUGAAUCGGCACUCUUUCUUUAGUCACUUGCAACGUUACCCGUUUUGCUAAUUCAGCCCGGCAAAUGCAACAAUAAUCCAGUUGAUGUGAACUUUUUAAACUUUAAUAUCCAGCUUGCGAUCUUGGUUAAAUAAGAGUGUUAAAACAUUUUGAAAGACAGUUUUUCGAAAGUCUAACUUUGCCACUACGAGAACUAUACGGCCGGCUAUACCGAAAUAUAUCGCAAGGUGAUCUAUUCGAAGACCGCUUUAUUUCAGUUUUUGUUUUUGUUGUUUCUUUGUUUGUUUGUUUAUUUUUCAGGCAUUCAAAAACCAUCUAAUCACUGCUAAAGCCAGACGAGAGCUACUAUCAUUGCGACUGUAUGUUGCGCUUACAGAAAUUUGAAACUUAAGACAAUUAUGCGUGUUUACUAGAGUUUCAAUGAUCUUAAAUGCUUGGACUUCCUUAAUAGCGUGCAAAUCACGUACACGCAUGCAUACAUGAUAUCUUUAGUCACUUGCAAUGUUACUCUUUUUCUCAAUAACAUUUUCUUUUUCUCUUUUUCUAAAUAACAUUUUAAAAACUUUUUACCUGUCCAUAAGAUAAUUGUUUUCAAUUGUCAUUUUAUGGACGUUGACUUUUAAUACUUAGGUUUUGAAAGCUCAGUCAUUAGCUGUGGUCACACUACAGACUUUUACCUAGGUAAAACCAAUUUACCUAGGGCAAAUUCAUCAAAAAUCUGUCUAGGUAAAUUCAUCUCGGGUUUUGUUUUACCUAGGUAAAAAUUCUGGGAAGGUCACACUACUGAUAUCGGCUCACGCCAGUUGAAUUUUUUGGAGCGUAAAUUCAAGAAGGCAAAAUGCGCAGGGAUCUAGCUGAUCAAAGAGACGUUUUUUUCUUUUAUCUCGCUGUUAUUUCUGACGCUAAUUCAAGGUGCAAGGUGAAGAAAGGCGAAGAAGUAGACGACUCGUGCUCCCAAAAUUUCUUUCACAGCGUGAUCUAUGUCCGGUUCUGUCAUCAAGACCUUCGCCGAUGAGCGUCUAUUGGCUAGCAACCUCGGUAUUUCAUUUUUCCCUAGCUAUUGCUUUGGGGUAGCUGUCAAGGGAAACUCUAUUGUUUUCGAGACAUAUCCAAGACCCAGACGAUAAAAUUUCCCCGAGGUAAGUUACCUGGGGAAAAAUCGGUCAGACUUAAAAAAUCAAGUUUCCCUAGGUAAACUGUCAACAAGUCGUGUUUACCUAGGUAAAAAGUCUGUAGUGUGACCACAGCUAUUGUGGGAAACAACAGAAAUCACUUAACCUUGUUAAGAGCGGCCGUCCGUAAAUAUCGCCUGGGGGCGUGCAAAAUGAAAAAAUCGAAAAUCCCCAAACUUUGUCAGAAUAUAGCUCUAGGUAAACUAUUUCUAGAAAAAUAACUUUUAGUUCGAUUAGAUUUUUCUUUUACGCGUGCGGCGACCGAGUCGGUUCCGGGGCUCACAGGUUGGGUUUCACCGGCUAAAGACAGUGCAUUACUUAAAAAUCGUUUAAAAAUUAAAGAAGAAACAAACUCUGCUUCUGAAAACCUCAGUAGUAAGAGUGCAAAUUAAAUAAUAUUUUCAAUGUGAAAUUUUCCUAUUCGACAACAAACUGGAUAUUUUUCAGAUUUUUAAUUAUUUUACCUAAUUUGCUGAUUUUUGACAGACAAAAUAUUGACAAAAUUCGGACUCAAAAAUCACUUCUUGGUAUACGGCUUUGAGGCAUAACGUUCCUACAGAUAGAAAGAGCAAGGUGUCUUCCUCAAAUUAAUGCAAUAAAAUUUUUGGGCAAUCCAACGGGGAAAAUAUUCCAGCGCCAAAUGAAAGUUGCCCUUGAGGUCAAAUUCACGCCACUUUUGUCACGGUAUGCCAAGGUGUUAAAUCAACAAAAAUGCUCUUUGGGGCAAAGAAUGGCCAAAAUCCCCCAAAUCUCUUUGCAAAGGAACAAUACUUAUUAUUUUCGACUUAUUUGCAUCUGUUUCGCCAGUUUUUUACUUAAAUGAACCCGUUAACAGUCAAAAUCCGUUUGCUGUUCAAUGAAUUAACAGCCGUGAACGGCACAGAUCAACACGUUUCAAUACUAUCCAUUGCUCAUUUAAAAAGAACAAUUUAGCCCACGUCAGCUUACAUAAGGAUAUAUGACUAAAUAUAUUACUUAUCUGUCAAAAACUGAAGAGGUAUUGGAAAUAAAACCGCUAAAUACACGUUCUCUUCACAUCUGUUGCGGAGCAAUAGGACAAUGCGUUACACACAGCUGUGGGGACUGGGGAGAGGAAUGUCAGUUGUAUGGGUGUGGGGUAAGUCAGAUUUGUGCUGCACAGUGCAAUAAACCCUCCCUGAAACUAAACAAUGAUCAAAGUGAAAAUGAUAAAUCAGGGGGCUGAUCGAAAGUAUAAGGGACUGAUUGCGAAACUUUAGAACCCAAAAAUAUAUAGCACCAGGACCAGAUACCACAUGUGCUGUCUGCUCGAAGAGUAGGAGAGAGAACCUGGGAACGAGGUUGUUGUCUGCUAUCUUGGGUUAUCUCGUCUGCUGAUCUUGAAAUAUUUACUUUAAGUCUAAAAAGUGCUUUCAGAUAAAUCAGAUAAGAAAAACUCCACCCUGAAAAAUUUUUUUCAAAGUAAACGUGUGAUAGUUGAGUAAUUCUUAGAGCCAGUACCAAAGCCACCUUGCUUCCGAGUUGAAGCCAACACUCGUUGACGUAUGGCAUCGUGUGGAUAUUCCACGUUUGUUGGAGGGCCCUGUGGAGCUAGCCCUUCAAAUCCUGCAGAUGCAACGUGUGUAGCACUAGACAAAUGCACAAAAGACGUCAAGUCUCACUUAAACCAAUAUGACUGCUUUGAUUCGUCCUUGAAAACGGAAGCAGAUCUUCUUCUCGCAAGAGCAGGUAACUGAUUUGCACUGUAAAUAAAUAAAGCCUUUCCGAUGAGUUGAUCAAGUUGAUGCACUUUUACCGCUUGUUAUUAUAUGUCAUUCGUUUUAUUUUAUUUUAUUCAUUAAUAUUAAUUUGUUUAUGCGUGGCACCGCAACUCGAAAGACCUCUCAAAGGCAGCAACGUAGUUCCGGAAUUUGACUUACUAACUGUUGAUACUAACAGCAAACACAUUUUGCGAUUACCACAGGAUUGCUACAUGAAUUCACUGCGGCUUCUUUGUACAUUUUGUUUCAGGGAUUUUCGAAGUCGAUGAUAAUCAUAUUAAAAUGUCGAUUUGUCCACGACAUCGAGACGCCUUUGGUAUACGAUGGCGUAGCGGCAAAAGAACAUGUUCCGCUCCAAAAGACUGGGCGGCGCAUAAGAGUAAACAAGUCAAGGGAGAUCGGGGUAUCACCCUACCACAAUGUAAAAGGAUCUUUAGGCUCACUUCAGUGCUUGUUCCAGUUGCGUCUCGUAAGUAAUAAAGAUAAUGCUAAGAAUUGCACAAUCCUCUAGUCCCUGGGAGCUGCGUAUGCAGCCGAAAAAGAAACCCGGCUAGAUGUUAAGUCUGGUCUGUGGCGUAGGCUGGGGACUGGUACUUAAAAUUUAGAAACAAUUAGCUGCAUGAACAAAAAGCUUUAUGACCAAAUCCUAACUCGAUGGGGGUCAAAUGCAUGUCUAAAUCAGUGAUUAAAACCACAUUCGCUGUGUUACAGACACCAACCAAAUUUGCAGUGAUUAUGGAGAUUCCACUGCGUUAUUUCACGAAGGCUGAAAUGGAUAUUCCGCAGAUUUUAUCGCUGAAUAAAGAAGAUGGGAAAUGUACUCAUGAGUUGUUAUUUUUCUGUUUUAAUUUUAGCCAUUUGUAAAAAAUGUCGGCUGGUGCUUGCAUCAGGGGCACCUUCAUCCCCGUGUGAAACAAAAGAAGAUGUCCCCCCUCCAAUCGCAAAAGAGAAACGAGACGUCUGCACAUCAUUUGCUUCAUCACCGUCCAUUUCAAAAGAGGAUGUUUCUUUCAAAGUCCAACAAGCAAAGGCAAAGGUCCUGUCAGUUGUUGACACUGACGAAACUGACUCGGUAAUAUAUUAUAAUCAUCAGAAUCAGAGACAGGAUUUGGAACUGAAACAGUUUUCAAAUGGCUCCUUCUUGGGGCCUCAACGAAAAAAAACCACAUGCACACAAAGAAACAGAUGGAGGAAGGAGGAUUGUUUUAAAUUAGAUCUGCAAUUUGUUUUGCAGUUCAAAACAUGUAGAAUUAAAUCGAUGACUAAAUUUUUUUUUUAAAAUAAAAGCUACAGUUUUCAUCAUCUUCAUCAUUAUCAUCGGCCCAAUCAUCGUCAUUGUCAUUAUUUUGUAUUACCGUGAUAGUCGCUUAUAGCUUCUUAACUCCUUAUAUCAUUUUAUUAUUCUCUUUCUUAAUUUGGCUUUCUCUUUUCUUCUUUUCUCUUUUAUAUUUCAGGACAAUGAAAGUACCUCUGGUUUAAGUCAAGCCAUGAAAAACCUCGAACUUGUUUCGUUCGACAGUAGCCCUUACGCUACAGAAAGUACCGGCAGCAGCAGCGGUAGUGCGAAUGAUUCAUCAAUCGAAAACCAAACGCUUCGUCGCUUAAAGCUGAAUGAAUUUUUAAGUGUAUGUGGCAGGGAAACUGUGAAUCAACCGAAAAAAAGUUGGGAGCAACUAAGCACGCGAACUAAAAAUGUUCGCGUAUCUAAAGCAAAAGAUGCUGUCGUUGCGUCGUUAGAGGUCAUUUCUCCUGGAAACCCGGCAGCCCUAUGGGAAGCAAUGAAAAGCUCACAGUCUGUAGAAAAAGCCUUGGGCACAGAAAAUCAAUCUCCGUUGGAUAAGAAGUACCUGGAAGCGUUAGCAGAGACCUAUCAGAAUGCAAGUAGUUGGGACACCCGCCGACAGGUGUUGUCAAUAAUGGCUGAUUUGACACCGUACUCUGUUUUGCAGCAAUUUAUUCCUGGCAUCACCGACUACAGAAUCAAAGUAGCUCGCCAACAUUCCAUCGAGCAUGGACGCGGUGUUCCCUUGCCUGCCGCCAAGAGCCCUAGACUCAGGGUAGACGAAAUCCAGCUCGAUCAUUUUUUAAGCUUCAUUACCAGUCCCCACGUGGUCCAAGAUCUACCGUUUGGCCAACGCUACCUGUACCUAUCAAACGGCAAGGUACUCGAAACACCUAACGUGAUAAGGUCCAUGAUACCACAGCGCAUAAUUGAUCAGUAUAACCAGUUCUGCUUGGAGACGAAUUUUUCUCCGUUCAGCCCGUCCACAAUGUUACGAAUAUUGUCAUCGUGUACCGCUACAGUAAGAAAGUCACUUCAAGGACUAGACUACUUUGCCGCUGAAGGAGCAAAAGCCUUUAACGAUUUGCUAAAAUUAGUUGCAAGGACUGGAGACAGACAGUGGGUCGUUAGAUGCGAGCAAGCUCUGAAAGAGGGAAAACAGUAUUUGAAAACGGACUACAAGGUAGAUAUUUUAGAACCAUUUAUACUCUGAAAGAGUAAUCACAUAAAAGAAAUAAAUAUGCAAAGGCGAUCAGUUGAACCCUUAAAAAUUAUUGUAGCUAUGCCUACCUUUUAUGCUUAGUUACCCCUUUUAUACUAUGAAAUAAAUUUAAUUGUAUGACCGCAGUAAAAGAUGUGUGAUAAAUCGUGUCUAGUUUUUUGGCCAAUCAUAGGUUGAUGAUUUCUUUUUUAAGAUGUUGAAUUCAAAAUUUACCCAGAAAUUUCAAAAACACAAUGAAGAAAUUCUUCUUUGUAGAUAUAGCUUAUUAUUUUUGUUCUGACUACUUUCUCGCAGGUUCAUAUCACCAGAGCAUCCAGUAUCCCCGACCACUGUAGUGCGUACGCCCUAACUGAUACAAAAGAAGAGUGUCUUCGAGAAAUGUGUGACCACGCCCACGAAAAGAGUUGUCCCUUUUGUGAUCGGCUGAAAGACACUUUAAAAGAAAUUGAGUUGAAUUUGAUCGAAGCGAACCUGGAUGAAGAAGACCGGGAUGACGUCAUGUACUCGUUUCAGCAAGCUUAUACAGCGAUAGAAGCUUGGAAGGCUCAUCAACUGAGAUCUAUUCAACAGGAUAAGGCCCGCUUAAACAUCAUAGAUACCCUGGCAGAAAGUUCAGUGUUAAUCACUCAAGACUGGGCGAUGAAAUUCUUGCCCCGAAAGUACCGGGAAACCCAAACCGACUGGUUUGCUAAGAGAGGAAUCUCUUGGCAUAUCAGUACCGUCGUACGUCGAAAGGGAAACCUGCAACACCAAGCAUUUGUCCACAUUGUGAAGAAUUGUAAUCAAGACAGUGACGCGGUGGUAAGCGUUUUACGCCACACCUUGCAGCAGCUCAAAAUGGACCAUCCUGAAACAACAACUGCCUUUCUCCGCCAGGACAACGCUGGAUGUUAUCACAGUGUAACCAUGUUAGCUGCCUGUGGACUUAUGGAGAAAGCAACGGGAAUUAAAGUAGAAAGAGUUGAUUUUAGCGACCCGCAAGGCGGUAAGGGGCCCUGUGACAGAAAGGCGGCCACAAUUAAAGCUCACGUUUUAAGGUAUCUCAACGAAGGUCACGAUGUGGUCACUGCAGAAGACUUCCGAGAUGCAAUGCUCUCUCAUGGUGGUGUUAGAGGUGUUCGGGUGGCUUUGAUCGACAUGUCCAUCGUGUGUCCAACGUCUCUGCGUGGGAAAUUAGAGGGAGUUAGCACCCUUAACAACUUCCAUCUGGGAGACCGAGAGCUCACAGCGUGGAAAGCUUUUGACGUGGGUAAAGGAAAGAAAGUAUCAUGGACACAACUGGAAGGUCAGACAUCUUAGAAGCUAUAGAUAACUAACUCAUAAUUUGGGCACUAGUUUUGUUAUAACGUAGCGUAACUGAAUAGACAUCAAUGCGAACUACAAGAGAUAGCUGCAACGCUGUUAAUUUUAAAGUAGGUUGAGAACUGUUGUAAUUUCAGCAUGACCAUUCACUAGGCUUAAAAAGAUAAGUACACAAUACUUUUGAAGUAACGUUUGUUUUAGUGAGAUUGAGCAUCCAUAAUCCGCUUCUGAAGUGUUUUGAUAAAAAAUUCUGAAGGCCUUUCUCUUUUAAUAUUUUUUUCUUUCGUCAUUUAGUUGAAAUAGGCCCGCUAGAGGAACCAGUUUUCACACAUUGUUCAUUUUCCCAAGGAGACUUUCAAGAUGUAUCUUCAUGUGACAACGCCCAGGCCUCUAAUAAUAGAAAGGAAGAGUCGCCGACGAAAGAGGAAAGUGUUGUUUCCGCUGACCACGAAAGCCCGCUCUUUUAUUGUCCAGUGGAGGGAUGCGUAAGCACCUUUCAGCGCCACUAUAAUCUUGAGCGCCACUUGCAUUUUGAAAAAUGCCAGUUUCUCGAGGAGAAACACAGCCUCUUAGACAAGGCGAAGAUGAUGUACUUCGAAAAACUCGAAGAAGGUGCCAGUGCACAGCCUUUUGUAGCGGGCUCAGUUGUGGUAGAAAAGAGGGCGGGGCAUCUGCUAUCACCGGGUUGGGCCCUACGUUCAACUAAAAAAAGUUCUAGAUUCAAUUUCAAGCAGAAGAAUUACUUAAACGAAAAGUUUAAGAUCGGAGAACAAACUGGACAUAAAACAGACCCAGAAGACGUGGCUAGAGAUAUGAGGCACGCCAAAGAAGAAGAUGGCAGCCGCAUUUUCACACCAGCUGAAUUCCUUUCACCUCAGCAAAUUAAAUCCUAUUUUUCAAGAGCUGCAGCGAAGUUACGUCAGUCCGAAAGUUGCGAUGAUGCUGAUGAGUGCGAUGUUCAAGCCGUUGAAGAGGAAGAUGUAUACUCUUCUGUGCGCACUCGUAUAAUCCAGGAAUGCCAGGUUGUUCAUCCAGUCAUGUAUGACACGUACAAUCUGUGUGAAAUGUGCGAACAAAGGAAACUGACCAAGCUCAGCGUGUCAAUGUUGCGUUUAAUAUGCUGUUAUUUUGAUCUGAAGUGCGAAGGUGUUUCACUGAAACGUAAAGCACCUUACGUAAAAUUGAUUGAGGACCUUGUAAAAUCGUGCUCCUGCAACUAAUAUUAUUAUUGAAACUUGGGUGUCUGGACUAAUACGGAAUCAUUCACAGCUCCUACUCCUUCCACCUACUCACUCAAAUUUCCCACUACAGUAUUAUCCAAGUUUAAUUGCAUAAUAACAGAUAUUUUGCAUGUCGAUACAAAAAUAAAAUUAAUUAAUUACAAAAGUACCCUCUUAAAUUAGUCCACUAAAACGCAGGAUUGUCUCUCGGCUUGUGCGCCUGCGGAGGUAGGGUAGAGCAGUGAGUAGGGAUACGGAAUUGGGAUUAUGGAUGUUUUCACGUCUUUGAUUACUCGCCAGAAAAGGUAUAGGGGGAACAAAAGUUUCAGCUAAUUAAGAAUACGACAUAUGCCAGGUAUCCUUACCUGUGCAAGUCGUUUAAACCUUAAAUCGCGCAAUAGUACGCUUCCGGUUUGAGGUGCAUUACCUGCGCCCCUGUGUCACGCAAUUGUGACAUUCCGUGAAGUACAAGUACUCGAUCGGUAACUCGGCAUUGCAUAGGAUGGAAGCCUGUUUGUUUAUAUUGAAUCAGCUUUAAAAUGGGUAGGUGUAUAACUAGUUAGUCUCAUAUAAUGAAAGGAACAAUUAUUGUUUAAUCGUGCGUGAAAUAUUUUAAGUUCUGGAAAACUAUGAAGUUUGAAACGUUUCUCAGUAGGGAGCAAUAACAAAGAAUUUAGAUAUUGCAAGUCGAUCGCAAAUGUCACUUGUUAGCAAACGGUUUCCAACAAAAUGAACAAGAGAAAUCAUACAGCUACUUAAAAAGCAAACCUUCUUGGCAAAUACAAGGCGUUCUGUGCUACAAAGCGCAAAAAUAUUUUAAAUAACCUUUGAAUGUCGUGACAAAAUGGCGUGUUUUGACCUCAACGGUCGCUUUUGUUCGGCGCUCAAAACAUCUUGCCUUUUGGUUUGCCCAAGAAUUUUAUUGCAUUUAUGUGAAGAAGACACCUUUCUCUUUCUAUUGGUAGGAAAGCUAUGGUCCAAAGCUGUAUACCAAGGAGUGAUUUUCGAGUCUGAAGUUUUGCUAUUUUUUGUCCGUGAAAAAUGGGCAAAAUAAGUAAAAUAAUUAAAAAUCUAAAAAAUAUUUAAUUUGCCGUCGAAUAGGAAAAUUUUAGAUCAAAACAAUUGUUUAAGUUGAGCUCUUUUUGGUACGAUUCCCAGAAGCAGAAUUUGUUUCCUCUUUAAUUUUUAAACGAUUUUUAAGUAAUAUAUGGUCAUUAGCCCCUGAGAACUGCCGUGUGAGCUUCCGAACCGACUCGGUCGCGGCACGCGUAAAAGAAAAAUCUAAUCGAACUAAAAGUUAUUUUUCUAGAAAUAGUUCACCUAGGGCUAUAUUCUGACAAAGUUUGGGGAUUUUCGAUUUUUUCAUUUUGCACGCCCCCAGGCGAUAUUUACGGACGGCCGCUCUUAAGAAACUGGCUAGCAACUGUGGCAAAAAGCGUGAAUUCUCUCUGGAAGCGCUGUUGGCGUGCAUCCGUGGACGGCUGGGCUGCAAGUACAUUUCACUCCCGAUGUGACAGCAAGGGCCCGACUGUGACAAUAAUAAGGGUCGGGAGAUAUAUUUUCGGAGGAUACACAAGUAUUUCAUGGGGUAAGGGAGCAUUGUAAAAAGGACAAAAACAGAUAAAUUUGGAGAUUUGCUCCAUAAAGUUAUAUAAGAACAUAUCUUAUUAAUUACUAAUUUUUUUCCCGAUCUAUUGCUUGCAAUUGCAAAUCUUUUAAAAUUAACAUCUCCCACAGGCCGAAACCUCAGCUUCGGUGAGCUUGCAGCCACAUAAUACUCUCUCCUGAGCCGACGAACCACGCUUGCCAUUAGUUUACCAAAAUACCUGCACGUAAAUAAUAAUGCAAUAAAAAAAUAUUCAUACUAAUAAUAAUGAUGAUGAUAAUAAUAAUAACAGUAAUAUAACAAUAAUGAGAAUAAUAAUAUUGAUAAUGAUAAUGAUAAUAAUAAAGAAGUCAUAGAAACUGGUUUCGUUUUUGAUAAAUGACGAACGUUACUGAGAAACUCGAUCGAAUUUGUUUUAUGAGAAUAAGGUAUUUACUGUUUUUAAUUAAUGUAAAAAUAAUCAUCAUCGUCAUCAUUAUGACAGGCACAAGGACAAUGUCGCUAACUUAUCUUAGAAAAGCUUUUUUUCAUUUCUUUUAGCUUCUGAUUCUGGCCGGUAUCAAUACGACUCAAAAGCCUUCUUAUUUUCGCUGGUAAACAAACCAGGAUGGGCGCUGUCAAAUUGUCUCAAUCAGGGCAACAUAGUUCUAGCAAAGAAUCCAUAUGCUUUAGCUCAUCCUACGGGCCUACAUUCGGGGGAGGACAUGACAUUUACAUCAAAAACUACGCGUCAUCUAAUAGCAAUUCUUACAGCAACCUUGGCUAUACUUACAGCCCACCGAGCGGGUACAGCUACACCAGCACCUUGGCACUAACAUUCCUGGCAGGAACUUACAAGUUCACACCAGACGAAGUUGAAACCUUUUACGAAACAACCUAAUUAAUAUAAUGCGUGACACCGGCUUUGAUAUUUGAGCUGAGCUGAUUGUACAAGUAGACGCUUAAAGGGGAACGAAUGUACAGCACUAAGCAAGCCCCUUAUAUCUAAAUCACAACACAAUCAUAAGAACGUAUACUACGACAUUUCACAAACAAACGAAAAAUAGAAUUGGCAAAAAGGGAAAUGAUUUUGAUAUCUAUAACUGGUCCAACUGCUCUGACUUUAAAUGGCUGAUAAAAGCGUGUUAUAAAGUAUCUCCCAAGCUGUUCACAGCACCGCGUAGGCCUUAACCCAACCCUAAUCUUUUUCCACCUGGGUACGAGUCUAGCUGGGGGCAGCUAGACUGUUAUCUGUCAGAAAACAGUAAGAGAGAAUCAUUCUCACUUAAAAACAGUUACUUCGUUAUCACGAGGGCAACGAAAUCUCAGCUUCCAAAAAAGUAUAUAAAGUUGAAAAAAAAAGCAGUACAAUGAGAUUUUACUGAACCAGACUGUCCUCA
Molecule: messenger RNA, 15388 nt
Organism: Porites lobata
Lineage: Eukaryota; Metazoa; Cnidaria; Anthozoa; Scleractinia; Poritidae
Source: the annotation of a GenBank genome assembly